AUGAUCGAUAUCGUCAAGCUUAUUGGCAAAAUGGAUGGCUGGCAUGACAUCCCUCGGCAAUUUGAGGAGAUCUACUUUGGUACUGUCCAAUUCAAGGUCUUAAAAUGCGAAUCCGGCUUCAACGUACCAUCAUACCUGGGAAUGGUGGGAAAUUUGCUGAGCAAAUCACACACUUGCGCAGAGCAUAUACCUAGCAGUUUCGAGGUUAUUGCACUCAAGCACUACCUGGUGUGGGAAGGUGACGAUGGAACCACACCCAGGUUCAAAUAUGGAACCUUCUAUCCACUGCGCUUCUGCGCCCGGGACGGACAGAUACAGGAAAAAGUUUACUAUACCGUUCGGCCGACGACGGGAGCAGAGCACUAUCAGAAUGAGAAUGUCUUAUAUGCCGGCUUGGAUGAAGAGCCGAAUGUGCUGGUGAGGUUCUGCAGGCUAUACCAAAAAAAUGGUCAACUCCCUUGGCUGCAAGAUUUCAAGUCUUUCGAAGUAGCGCAGAGAAUUGGCACGCACGACAUGGUUCAGAUGGACUUCUAUGAUCUUCAGACUAAAGAGUAUGUCGGCUGGUUGCAAAAUAAUGGGGGGAUUGCAAAGCUGAGGGCGUACGAGACGAAGCAGGUCACCGAUCAAAGCAUGUUGAGGUUUAUGUAUGUCUAG
This is a messenger RNA of Aspergillus pseudonomiae, 654 nucleotides long. RefSeq lists its product as uncharacterized. The transcript is spliced from 3 exons. The coding region runs from base 1 to 654 and encodes 217 amino acids. NCBI's taxonomy places the organism in Eukaryota, Fungi, Ascomycota, Eurotiomycetes, Eurotiales, Aspergillaceae. The record is from RefSeq and is a predicted model, not a curated record.